Molecule: messenger RNA, 4540 nt
Organism: Coregonus clupeaformis (lake whitefish)
Lineage: Eukaryota; Metazoa; Chordata; Actinopteri; Salmoniformes; Salmonidae
Product: dymeclin-like
Exons: 17
Coding region: 241-2259 (672 amino acids)
Biological process (GO): Golgi organization
Cellular component (GO): Golgi apparatus
Source: RefSeq, a predicted model, not a curated record
GCAAGUCUGUGGCUACGUGGAAAUAUGUUGGACGAGGACUAGCGUCAAAAUCUGAGGUUUCUCAAAGUAGCAAACUGUUGUCUAUCAUUGACAUCUACAGCAUUAUCUACUGUUCAGUAAGCAGAAGACUGCCAAGAACCUGGCCAGGUGCCACGAGAGCAGUGCAUUUGACAGUACAGUGCCUGAUGUGGGAGAUGAGGCAGUGAGAGACAGCCUCUCCAUAGAUCCACAUCCCAGGAGAUGGGAGCCAACACCAGCCAGGUCAGUGACCUGUCAGAGAACCAGAGCCUCCGGACCCUGAUCGGCACGGAGUCCAUCUCAGAGAAUGACCCCUUCUGGAACCAGCUAAUCUCCUUCACAUUUAUCAGCCCCACUAGCAGUGGUAACUCCAAGCUGUUGGAAGAGGCUGUUAUUCCCCUGGCCAAGAUCCUGAUUGAGAACAAUCCCAGAACAGGGAAUUUUGGAGCCCUGGUGAGAAUUUUCCUGGGAAGAACCAAAGAGUUGAAAAUAUCCACAGAAUGCCAAGAUCAGCUGUUCAUCUGGCAGGCCCACAAUGCCUUGUUCAUGAUCCGCUGCCUGCUCAAAGUCUUCAUCAGGGAGAUGACAGAGGAGGAGCUGCACUUACAGUUCUCCUACCAGGAGAGGGUGCCAGGCUCCUGUGACACAGGGAGCGAGGUACUGCUGGAAGAGCUGAUGUGUAACCUGGUACACCUGGUGGUGGAGGUGCCCCUGCUGGACAUCACGUACAGUAUCCUGUUUGAGGCUGUGACCACCAUGCUGGUGCUGCUUUCCUACCAACUCUUCCACAAGGAGAUCCUGAGAGACGGACUCAUCUACCAGUACCUGAUGAAGGGGCAAUGUCUAUCCCUGACCAGUCGGUUGGUGAAGACUCUGCUGUAUAACUUCAUCAGACAGGAGAAAUGUCCACCUCCUUCCACACACAUCUUUGAACAGCAGUCUGACAGAGGAGGCCUGCUCUACGGACUCGCCUCAGGCGUAGCAAGUGGGUUGUGGAGUGUGUUCACGCUGGGUGGAGCUGGCACUAAGCCAGGAUUGGACCAGGAACAGAACCCUCUGCCACUGUCCAAUCAGAGCCUGUUAUUGCUCCUGGUGCUAGUCAAUCUGACAGAUGGACCCAACGACUGUCCCAACCCCUACAGACAGGCUGUCAAAUGCUUCAAAAACACACAAGACACGUCGUCCAUCCCUACAGAGCAGCAUCAUAUGUUCCAGAUCAACUUCAACAGCCUUUACACAGCUCUGUGUGAGCAGCAGAGAUCCGACCAGGCUACACUGCUACUCUACACACUGCUACAUCAGAACACCAACAUGAGGACAUACAUGCUGUCACGCACAGACAUGGAGAACCUGGUGAUGCCCAUCCUCGAGAUCCUGUAUCAUGUGGAAGACAGGAACUCUCAUCACGUCUACAUGGCCCUCAUCAUCCUCCUCAUCCUCACUGAGGAUGAUACCUUCAACAGAUCCAUACAUGAAGUGGUAUUAAAAAACAUAACGUGGUAUUCAGAGCGUUCAUUAACAGAAAUCUCCCUGGGGAGUCUGCUCAUCCUGGUGGUCAUACGCACCAUCCAGUUCAACAUGACACGGACCAGGGAUAAGUACCUGCACACCAACUGCCUGGCUGCCCUGGCCAAUAUGUCUGCCCAGUUCCGCUGCCUACACCAGUAUUCAGCCCAGCGCAUCAUCAGCCUGUUUGCACUGCUAUCCAAGAAGCACAACAAGGUUUUGGAGCAGGCUACCCAGUCUCUACGGGGCCCGCGGCGGGCAGACGACAGCUCAGUCCUGCCUGACUACGCCCAGGACCUGAAUGUGAUUGAGGAGGUGAUCAGGAUGAUGCUGGAGAUCAUCAACUCGUGUCUGUCUAACUCUCUACACCACAACCCUAACCUGGUCUACGCCCUGCUCUACAAGAGAGAGCUCUUCGAACAGUUCAGAACACACCCCUCCUUCCAGGACAUCAUGCAGAACCUCGACACAGUGCUAAGUUUCUUCAGCCAGCGUCUUGAGGCAGCAGGGACAGACCUGUCAGUAGAGAGGGUUCAGGAGGUCAUCAUGAAGGGAGCACAGGCCCUGCCCAAAGACCGCCUCAAGAAGUUCCCGGAGCUGAAGUUUAAGUACGUGGAGGAGGACCAGCCUGAAGACUUCUUCAUCCCUUAUGUGUGGUCUCUGGUUUUCAACUCUGGAGUGGGCCUUCACUGGAGCCCUACAGGCAUAGAACUAUUCAGCAUGGACUCUGGCUGAUUGUGGAGGUUCACGUCUGUCUAUGCUAUGGGCCAAUCCAAACUUCCACUUUAGUCAAAUGUUCCCUUAGUCAUGCAUUGAUGUAAAUGGGAGAGGAAGGGAACAUUUUACCUUAGUGGAAGUUAGUGUGUGUGUGUGUGUGUGUGUGCGCGUUGCUUUGGAAGUGCCUCUACCCUCACAGACAGAUCCCUGGGUUACUAUGGGAUGUUCGACAGGAGGACAGUACCGGUCUUCCUUUCUGCUCCUAUUUGUUCAAAUCAGACAGUCUUCUCUCCUGUGCUUCCACUUAGCCUGGUUAGUCCAGACUGAACACUGAGCUCACCAUUGUGAGUCAUCAUUCAGUCUGGUACAACCAGGCUAGCUUCCACAUGGUUCAGCUCCACAACCAGACCUCAACAGCAGCACUGAAUACUAGGGAUGGUCCUCUUUACAGAGACAUUUUGUUUUCUCCAUUAUUGGGAGUUUGGUACAGUUUUUGUCCAGUCUUUCUCUGGUUUUCUCUGGUUUUGCCUCACCUCAAAUUCACCCUUGAUUCUUUUGGGUUUGCUUGAAUUGUACUUUCUUUUUUUUAAUGAAGUAAUGAAGUAAUAAAUAAAUAAAAUGUCAGAAUUUAGAACAGGUCACCUGGGAUCCUGGGUUGAGGACGGGACAGUUGAUGACAGUUGACAGUUGGUGAUGGCCUAAAGGUAUCAAUACGAUACUUGUCGCUGUAGCCUGGUCCCAGAUCUUGUCACAAACAGAAUCUGGGACCAGGCUUUUGUGACUGUCCUAAGUCACGUCUUUACCACAGUAACGAUUUACUAUCAGUAGUUUAGUAAAACAGGGGUCCUCGUUUUUCAUCAGUUUGAUUCAACUCUCCUUAUUUUCAGUCAGUUGUCCCAAUGUUAUUUUGUGCACAAUCAUGUUUGUUUGUUUAUUUGUUUAUUUGCAUGUUUUAUAUGAUUUGUUUUUUUAUGAUUGUAUUUAUUUUCAUGUAUGGAUUUUUAUAUUUGUCCCCACCAAAACAUAAACAACAAUCAACAGCAACAACAGUAGCAAAAUGAUAUCCUUAAUAUCCUUGUAAAGAAACAUCAAAAAAGUUUUUUUUACGCUAUCUUAUUUCCUGGUAGUUAUGUAGUUGUCUUAAUGUCAAUAUAGAACAACAACAGCUGACAGAUUUGCAAAUUUAAAGUUGAAUUUAGGAAGCAUAAUUAUUAUCUAUAGAAAAAUAACUGUAUACUGUGUCACGUGUAAAUGUUCCAGGAUGCGUCAAAAUUGGUACCCUAUUCCCUAUAUAGUGCACUACUUUUGAGCAGAGCCCUAUGGGGCCUGGUCAAAAAUAGUGCACUGUAGGGAUUAGGGUGCCAUUUGAGAUGAAACCCCAAUGUUGUACUGAUCAGGGAACACAUGUAUAUUAUUUUAUAGACAAAUACAAACAUAAGUUUGUUGCUUUUCCUAGACGUUGUUCCAUAUGAAUCUGAAGGGAAGAUGUUCCUUGAAGUGUCCCAAAUGGCACCCUAUUCCCUCUAUAGUGCACUACUAGGGCCACAGGGCUCUGGUCAAAAGUAGUGCCCUGUUUAUUGAAACUUUGUCGCUUUAAAUAUUUUUAGUUCAGCAAAAAAUAAACGGACAAAUAUAUUUAGAAUGAAUAUACAUUUAUAUUUAUGUAUGAAUCAACAUGACAUGCAUAAUAAAACAUGAUUGAGUGAGAGGUUGUCCCUAUAGGCAGACUUGUCACCUGUAGGAUCCACUGUUUUAAGUAAACAUCGCUGUUACAGAACUACACAGUCAAAGAUGGGGUGCCUCCCAAUAAUUUGUCCUUCUUCCUGAAGUGUGCACUUGUUCACUACUUCCCACACAUUUAAAACCAUUGAAGGGUGGUGAACAAGUACUCACUUUGGGAGAAAGGAGAGAUUAUUCGGAUGUACCCAAAGAUUUCUUUACUUGCAUUCAGUAACAAGAGUCUUGUCUAUAGUGAGGCCCUUGAGAAGCACUCUUGAAAGCAUUAUAUUUAUCUCUCUGUCAUCAUCUCUUUAUCUCUCUAUAUUUAUUUGGGGUUGUUAUGACUGCUGUUUUCAGCUGAAAAAGAACAAUGUGUUAAAACUGGAAACUUGCUGUUUGCGUGCAAGUAAAUUAUUCUAGAAUGUUACUUCACUAAGAACAGACUAAAGUACCAUGCUUCUACAUUUUAGAUUAUUUUACAACCACCUCCCUUCAUAUAAUACCCCCUUUCUACUUCAAAUGUAAUGGUUCUCUUCUAUACCUCCUAUGUAAACAAACAUAAAUAAAAAACAGCUGUUGU